CCCGACACAGGCAUUGCCAGCAGAAUGGAAUGGAAUAUCAUGCAAUUGAGAGCCGUCUAAAUGAAUGAGUCGAAAGCAAUUAAGGGAGCUGCAGUUAGCAGAAUGAAGCUGUCGAAGGCCUAAACCUAAGCAACAUAAUCGCCGAAACGUGCGGCAAUUACAUGGAUGCUUGAGGAAGUUGAAUGCCAAACAUCUGCCUCUGCCUCUGCCUCUGCCACGUAUAUAAUUUGCAAUGGGAACCCAAGAAAAUUCAAUUAACAGACUGGGGGGACACAGGCACGUGCCACCGCCAAACACCAAACACACUGACGCUGACGCUGACGCAGACGCCCGACGCUCCCGACUAUAAAACUCUAUAGACAUGAACAAAAACCCAUCUCUGUACUCCAUGUGGAGGGCCCACUCAGACGGACUGACGCAACAUCCCAGCUCAUUCAUUCGCACUCGUAAUAGAUGAAGAAUCAUCAGUCGAUUACAGCACUCUUCCUGCUGCCGCUGCUCCUUUGGCUAAUCAUAAUGGGAGAAGGGCAAUCGCAAACUCAGGACUGGAAAGAUCAGAUCGAACUCGAUGACGACACUUCCGAUGAUGAGACGAUCAUGGAGCGUCGCUGGCAGAUUGGCUACGAGCAAUAUCGCAUUCUCUGCGAGAAGUUUACAGAGAAGAAGAAGGAGGAGACUUCUCCAGUGAGCACUCGAAUCGCUGGCGGGGAGCUGUCCGAUGCGGGAAUGUUUCCCUAUCAAGUGGGUCUGGUUUUGCAGCUGAGCAACGGAGAUCUCAUACAGUGUGGGGGAUCCCUCGUCACUCUGCAAUAUGUGCUGACCGCGGCCCAUUGCCUGACGGAUGCCAUCGCUGCCAGGAUUUAUCUGGGCGCGCUGCAGCUAGCCGAAAGAGGAGCUGCGGCGGAGGAGUUCCUCGUGCCACACAAGGAGUUCAGGAUAUAUCCAGGCUACCUGGGUUUUGGCGCCUACAAUGAUCUGGCAUUGAUACGCCUGCCCAGACCUGCCACAGCCUCAGCUCGAGUGCAAAUCAUCGCCUUGGCGGGUGAAUUUAUGCAACAAAAGUUCCUCGAGCUGCAGCCAGUGACCGUUUCGGGCUGGGGCAGCUUGGGUGACUCUGCCGUGGAGCGUACCCGGCUGCUGCACUAUCUGGACACGGAGGUGCUCGACCAGGAGCGCUGCAUGUGCUCCUUCCUGCCCGGAUUGGUUAGCACGCGGCGGCACCUGUGCACCGAUGGACGGGGCGGACGUGGCGCCUGUGGAGGCGACUCUGGCGGCCCACUGGUCUAUCAGUGGCAAAAUGUCAGCCACCUGAUUGGGAUAACCUCGUUCGGUAGCGUUGGGGGCUGUGAGCUGGGUGCACCGACUGUCUACACCAGGAUAACCGCAUAUUUGCCAUGGAUCCGACAGCAAACGGGAAUGACCAACUAAAUGCAAUUAACGCCUAAUUGUUGGCCAUUAAUUGCUAAACAAUAUAGUCGGUCGGUCUGUUGGUCGCUCGGUUGGGUGGCCAGACAAUAAAACCAAUUUGAGCAGCCCAAGCCACAAUGAAAUGGAGUCCGAAGUGGGGCGGAGAGAGGAGUGGAGUGAACCUUCUCUUUGGUUAGGUGAAAAUGUUACUUUUUACGAGUACUCGAGGGGUGGAAUGCCAUGGAAAUUGUAUCGGAUAAAUAACAAUGAACAUCAGAAAUUUGGGAGCCAAUUUGGCCAGCAAGAGAGCACCAACAGGCAACACAAUAAAGAGGGACAAUAAAGAAGCAUUCCCCGUGAAUGAAAUUCCAAUGAAUUCAGUGUGGAAAUUGAA
Messenger RNA from Drosophila guanche, 1801 nucleotides. Its product is annotated as brachyurin. NCBI's taxonomy places the organism in Eukaryota, Metazoa, Arthropoda, Insecta, Diptera, Drosophilidae. Gene Ontology annotation, biological process: proteolysis. The transcript is spliced from 2 exons. The coding region runs from base 454 to 1428 and encodes 324 amino acids. Gene Ontology annotation, molecular function: serine-type endopeptidase activity. The record is from RefSeq and is a predicted model, not a curated record.